AUGCCGCCCAAGACGCCGUUUUCUUCAGGCUCAGAUACAGACCAGAGCGGCCCCACGGAUAGCGAAGAAUUCCCGUUGACGCAAAGUUUGAGAGAGCUGCACCAGAGAGAUGUUUCAGCGGGAUAUGGAUCGAGAGCACUUGGUGUGACCUGGAACAAUUUAACCGUCAAAGCUUUGAGUGCGGAGGCAGCCGUAAACGAGAAUGUGUUUUCACAAUUCAAUUUGGCAGCACGACUACGAUCCAGAUGCCAAAAACUUCCAACGCGCACAAUCCUCCAUAAGUCAAAUGGCUGUGUGAAACCCGGAGAGAUGCUGCUCGUCUUAGGUCGUCCUGGCUCAGGCUGCACAACGUUACUGAACAUACUUUCGAACCGACGAGCCGGCUACACGGAAAUCCUCGGCGAUGUCCACUUCGGUAGCAUGACGUCAGCCGAGGCACAGAAAUAUCGGGCCAACAUUGUCAUGAAUACAGAAGAAGAAAUUUUCUUUCCUUCGUUGACAGUCAAGCAGACGAUGGACUUCGCCACUCGUUUAAAGGUCCCUGCUAACUUGCCUGAGGGAACUGAUGCCAAGACGUAUGCUUCUGAGAUGGAAGACUUUUUACUGCAAGCUUUAGGUGUAUCGCACACAAUCAACACUAAAGUCGGAAACGAGUACGUUCGCGGUGUCUCUGGCGGCGAAAGGAAGCGAGUUUCCGUGAUGGAGUGCUUAGCCUCUCGAGCCUCUGUGUUCUGUUGGGACAACAGUACGCGUGGUUUAGAUGCGACCAAUGCUGUGGCGUGGGCAAAAGCUAUCCGCGCCAUGACAGACACUUAUGGUUUGGCGACAGUUGUUACACUCUACCAAGCCGGAAAUGACAUCUUCAACCUUUUCGACAAAGUACUAGUCUUGGAUCUCGGGAGACAGAUCUAUUACGGGCCAGCACAGCAAGCCAGAGCUUUCAUGGAAGAUCUUGGUUUUGUUUGCCCCCGUGGCGCCAACAUCGCUGAUUUUCUGACGGCGGUCACUGUUCCAACAGAACGUCGAAUUCGACCGACCUUUGAACAAUCAUUUCCGCGAGAUGCCGAGGCAUUUGAGCAACGCUACCAACAAUCCCCGAUCCACAAGUCGAUGAUGCUCGAACAGGGAUAUGCACAAUCCGAGGAAGCUCAACUUCGUACAGCAGAGUUCUGUGCUAGCGCAGCCCUCGAGAGACACUCAGAGUCAAGUCCAACAACAGCAGAUCUUCUGUCACAGGUUCUCGUUGCCAUAUUGCGUAACUAUCAGAUCAUUGCUGGUGACAAGGCUACGUUCGCCAUGAGACAAGGAUCGACCCUCGUACAGGCAUUGAUAGCAGGAUCACUCUAUUACAAUGCACCGGAUAAUUCUUCUGGGUUAUUCCUCAAGGCGGGCGCUCUCAACUGGUCUGUCCUGUAUCACAGUUUGACAGCUAUGUCCGAGGUCAUAGACUCUUUCGCUGGGCGACCCGUGCAUCUCAAGCACAGGGGCUUAGCCUUCAACAGUCCAUUGUCGAUCUGCAUUGCACAGAUAUUUGUGGAUCUGCCACUCAAUCUGUUGCAAAUCACAUUGUGGUCUCUUCCCGUCUAUUUCUUGGUAGGCCUGGAUUCAUCUGCUUCUCACUUCUUCACCUAUUGGAUCACUCUGUUCAUCACCACACUCUGCUGCAACUCCCUGUUCAGAUUGGUUGGUUCUUGUUCCCAAACCUUUGAUGGCGCCGCCAAGUAUGCCGGUUACAUCAUCAGCAUCAUGGCUAUGUAUACGGGGUAUCAGAUUCCAAAGACUGAAAUGCACCCGUGGUUCGGAUGGAUGUACUGGCUGAACCCAUUGGCCUACGCUUUCGAAAGCCUUAUGGCUAACGAGUUCCAUCUCAAGCACAUCGAUUGCGUGAGUGGGAAUUUGAUACCAAGUGGGGAGGCAUAUACCAACUCAGAAUUUCAAUCAUGCGCCGGAAUCAAGGGAGCCCAGCAGGGUUUCUCAUACUUGACCGGAGAUGAAUAUCUCAAGUCAUUAUCGUAUGACCACUCCCAUGUUUGGCGCAACUUUGGGAUCCUCUGUGGGUUAAAUGUCUUCUACUCCAUCGUUACUGUCGCGGCUACAAUAAAUUGGAGAGACAACGGGUCUUCUGCAAACCAUACUCUCAUACCGAGAGAGCUCGUGAACCAUCACCAAGCAUUGUCAGACGAUGUAGAAGCUCGAUCAGUGGACAUCAAAGAAAAGGUAUCAGCGUUACCAGGAGACGCAGGAUUGGUUGACAAUCCAAUUGCGGGAGGUCAACUCGAACGUACGACUUCAAAAUUUACGUGGAAUAAUCUCUGCUACACGAUCGACACCCCGGCUGGACCCAAAGUCCUCCUUGACCAGGUCGAGGGAUGGGUCAAACCAGGAACACUGACCGCAUUGAUGGGCUCGUCAGGUGCGGGGAAAACAACUUUGCUGGAUGUUCUUGCGCAGAGAAAAGUCGAUGGCCAUAUCAGUGGCUCCAUUCUCAUAGACGGACACCCUACGGCAUUAUCAUUUCAGCGGUCGACGGGCUACUGCGAACAACUCGAUGUGCACGAGCCAUACACCACGGUGCGUGAGGCGCUUGAGUUUUCGGCUUUAUUACGUCAACCACACACCAUUUCAUCGGAGGACAAAUUGGCAUAUGUUAACGUCGUAAUUGACUUACUAGAGCUUCACGACAUAGCCGACACACUGAUCGGCACUCCCGGUAAUGGGCCUGGCUUGAGCAUCGAACAACGCAAACGGGUCACGAUUGGAGUUGAACUGGUCUCCAAGCCAAAGCUUCUCAUGUUUCUGGAUGAGCCGACCUCCGGCCUUGAUGGUCAAGCGGCUUAUAACAUUGUUCGCUUCUUGAGAAGGCUCGCCGAUGCCGGGCAGGCUGUUCUGGUCACUAUACAUCAGCCGUCCGCACAACUAUUUACACAAUUCGAUCGGCUCCUCUUGCUUGCACGAGGUGGCAAGACAGUCUAUUUCGGAGACAUUGGUGACAAUGCCGAGACUGUAACGGGAUACUUUGCAAAGCACGGUGCUCCUUGCCCUCAUGACGCGAACCCUGCUGAACAUAUGAUCGACGUUGUUUCUGGUCACUUCUCUGAUGUAGACUGGAACAACAUCUGGCUGAAGUCCUCAGAGCACGACAGAGUCGUUGAAGAGUUGCAAGUGAUGACUCAGCCACUACCCAUAUCCACAGAACUCAAUACCGACGAUCAGGAAUUUGCCACACCACUGCUCUUCCAAAUAAGAGUUGUAUUGCGUCGCAUGAAUAUUGCGCUAUAUCGUAAUACACCUUAUAUCAACAACAAGGUGGCGUUGCAUAUAGGCCUUGCACUAUUCAAUGGCUUCACAUACUGGCAAGUCGGCGACACCGUCCAGGAUAUACAGUUGAGACUCUUUACUGUCUUCGUUUGGAUGUUUGUCGCAUCUGGUGUUGUGAAUCAGCUCCAGCCUCUUUUCAUCCAAAGGCGGGACAUCUAUGACGCGCGAGAGAAGAAAUCCCGUAUAUACUCUUGGAAAGCUCUCGUAACAGCUUUGGUGCUGUCAGAAGCGCCGUACUUGUUGUUUUGCGGCGUGCUAUACUUUUUGUGCUGGUAUUACGUCGUCGGGUUCCCAGCCGAGUCCCGUACCGCUGGUGCGACGUGCUUUGUCGUCAUCAUCUACGGAUUUCUUUACACUGGUAUCGGACAGUUCAUCGCGGCAUACGCUCCGAACGCUGUGUUCGCGGCCCUUCUCAACCCACUCAUCGUCGGAACUAUGAUCUCCUUUUGUGGAAUCUUGGUGCCAUAUGGCCAGAUCGUGGCGUUCUGGAAAUACUGGUUGUAUUAUCUGAAUCCUGUUACGUACCUGGUUGGGAGCGUCCUCACUUUCACCAUAUAUGACGUUACUGUCAAAUGCAGUGCUUCGGAGUUCGCCAUUUUCGACCCGCCUGACAACGCCACAUGUGGCCAAUACUUGGCACCAUAUCUCGAAAGUGCGGGAUCAAACCUCAUAAAUCCCGAGUCAACAGGGCUACGAUCAUGGAUGGAUUCAUGUAAGCAUCGUUUUGUUGUUUAUCUUGAGUUCUUACGGUUUGGUCUUCGUUAUGGUGAAGCUGAGGACAAGAGCCUCAAAGAAAUCGGAUACGUGAUAGAUGGCCGGAAAUUCACAGUUGUGAGCUUGGGAAUCGGGAAGUGGUUACUCGGAACUUCUGCUCUCCAUGGUCCCGCAGGAGCCACGGCCUUCUUCUGCCUAGUCUGA
Molecule: messenger RNA, 4236 nt
Organism: Pestalotiopsis fici W106-1
Lineage: Eukaryota; Fungi; Ascomycota; Sordariomycetes; Amphisphaeriales; Sporocadaceae
Exons: 4
Coding region: 1-4236 (1411 amino acids)
Biological process (GO): transmembrane transport
Cellular component (GO): membrane
Molecular function (GO): ATP hydrolysis activity; ATP binding; ABC-type transporter activity
Source: RefSeq, a predicted model, not a curated record